AUGGAUGUCAAACUGCUGGCACUGAUGGCUCUGCUGUCCGUGGCCACACGUCUACUAACUUCCAACGCAAAGCCCAUCAGUCUGCAACAGCGGUGCUCUUGUCAUUCAAUCCUGAACACGGUUCCUAAACGCUACGUCAAAGCGCUCGAGUUCCUCCACAUACCCAACUGCCCCUUCCAAGUCAUUGCCAAGCUAAAGGACAACAGGAAGGUUUGCAUCAACCCGGAGACCAAGUGGCUGCAGCAGUACUUAAAUAACGACAUUGACAAGGUGAAGACAUCUAGCAGAAACAAGAACAAGAAAAACAACAAGAAAAUCUAA
Perca fluviatilis (European perch) is the source of this 321-nucleotide messenger RNA. Its product is annotated as stromal cell-derived factor 1-like. Gene Ontology annotation, cellular component: extracellular region. The transcript has a single exon. Bases 1 to 321 code for a protein of 106 amino acids. The record is from RefSeq and is a predicted model, not a curated record. Gene Ontology annotation, molecular function: chemokine activity; chemoattractant activity. NCBI's taxonomy places the organism in Eukaryota, Metazoa, Chordata, Actinopteri, Perciformes, Percidae. Gene Ontology annotation, biological process: chemokine-mediated signaling pathway; axon guidance; positive regulation of cell migration.